AUAAAUGAGUUGGGAUUCGGGUUUGAUUCCCCUGAGGUGGAUCCACGUUUGUCCGAUACUUUUCCUGCUUUGGGUCUUUAUUAUGAUGUUAAUAAGAGCUACAACGACGCCAUCUCCAAGCCUUCCACCUCUCCUCCUUCAGUUGUAUCGGAUUGUGAUAGUAUUCCUUCCCCUAUUGGCAGUCCCCACGCCAUUGUUGGCCCUGGUGAUAAUCCGCGAACGGUGAAAACGAGGUUGAGGCAAUGGGCGCAGGUUCGAACUGUGAGAGUGGAGAAGAGGAUAAAUGAGACAGAUAACUACAGCAAAACAGGUUUGUUCCAGAAGGACGGUACUGAAGGAACAAAUCUCAGAAUUUGUGCUGCUAAUACUAUAUAUUGCUCAUCAAAUAAACAAGGGUUUGUCUUUGCAAAAUUUGCUAACACGUUGAGGAUUCACCUUUUGCUCUUACAUAAGUAUAUCAAGGUGAUCUUUUCUGAUUGUCGUGAAACUUCUGCAUCUCAGCCGAGGGUACAUGAAGAUUGGAUAACCAGAAAUGUAGCAGAUGUAGUUUGCAUGUUUGCACGGCAAGUAGAUGAAUUGAUUCAAUCUCUAUCAUUGGCGAAAGAUAUACUUCCCCCUUCAUAUAACUUUUAUGAUCUUUCAACUAUUUAUCUAUGUUUUUAUAUGGGAUGAUGAAUAUAUCACAUGCUUCAGAAAAGGAUAAACGUGGUGAAAAAUAUCGAUUCACUAUAAAAUUGAUUUGAGAACUGGCGUUUUCUUCAUUUGUAUGUUGUUUCUAUGUUGGAAUGGAUGAAGGGUGGGACGCUUUUUCACUAUAAAAUUCUGAAAGGCACUCAAUCUAUUUUCAUUGCCCCAUUCACUAUUCUGAACCUUUUUAAGUAGCCUUUGCUAUCUGUUGACACAUUUUUUUUCUCCCAGAGAAGUGUUGUCAACCAGCUAAAAUCCGAUAUGGAGAAGUUGCAGGAAGAAAUCAAGGCCCAACUGGCAGAACUUGAGUCUUUUAAAAUGGAAUACACAAAUGCACGAUUGGAAUGUAAUGCUGCUGAUGAACGUGCCAAUAUAUUGGCUUCUGAAGUCAUUGGUUUGGAGGAGAAGAAAGAAAAUGUCUAGCCUAGAGAAAGAGCGUCAGGAUUUUCUAUCAAUCAUUGAAGCACUUAAAGAAGCACAUUCAUUUGACAGGAUAAUUUGGAAACCCUGUUGCAAGAGAAGGACAUUUAGGCUGAUCUAGUCCGUUGCUUGCAGCAUUUGCAGUUAAGAUUUGAAAUUGAAGACAAAGCAAGGAGACUUUUAAGUAAUGUGUCAUUUUUGUUGAAACCAGGGGGUUAUUUUUUCGGUAUUACUCCUGAAAAAGUGAUUGCCAAAAAUUGCUGUUUCUGGAUUUGUGUAUUUUCCUUUCUUUUUUUAUUCUUAUGGUUACUGCUGCCCUUGUUUCUGGUAGGUGAUUGUGUAAACAUUUGUGUACUUUAGUUAUUGUAAGAAUAUUUUUAACAUUGUUAAUUUUAAUAUUAUUGUAAGAAUAUUUUGAAUUAUAA
Molecule: messenger RNA, 1532 nt
Organism: Gossypium raimondii (Peruvian cotton)
Lineage: Eukaryota; Viridiplantae; Streptophyta; Magnoliopsida; Malvales; Malvaceae
Exons: 10
Source: RefSeq, a predicted model, not a curated record